Messenger RNA from Radiomyces spectabilis, 1630 nucleotides. RefSeq names its product thiolase-like protein. Bases 118 to 1434 code for a protein of 438 amino acids. NCBI's taxonomy places the organism in Eukaryota, Fungi, Mucoromycota, Mucoromycetes, Mucorales, Radiomycetaceae. The transcript is spliced from 5 exons. Gene Ontology annotation, molecular function: acyltransferase activity, transferring groups other than amino-acyl groups. The record is from RefSeq and is a predicted model, not a curated record.
CACAGCUUCCCCACACAGUUACGAGAAACUUAAAGCAAAACGACCCAAUUCUGUUUUUUUAUUUUGUUUCCCUUUUUCUAUUUUUUUUAAUUCCUUUUUCCAUUGAAUCUUUGCGUCAUGGUUGCUAACAAAGUAUAUGUCGUUGGUGUGGGCAUGUCCAAGUUUAUCAAGCCUCGUGGUGAGGUCGAUUAUCCAGAAUUCGGCUUGGAAGCGGCUGUAAAAGCAUUAAGAGACGCCAACAUAUCUUAUGACGCUGUUGAAUACGCUACUGUUGGUUACGUCUAUGGCGAUAGUACUGCCGGCCAACGUGUGCUUUACCAACUUGGCAUGACGCAGAUUCCCAUCAUCAAUGUGAACAACAACUGUUCCACUGGAUCGGCGGCUUUGUACCAGGCACGUAACGCGGUGGCAUCCGGUACUGUCGAUUGCGCAUUGGCGCUUGGGUUCGAACGCAUGGCAAGAGGAUCUCUCACGUCGACCUUUUCGGAUCGCACCAAUCCUCUCGAUCAUGUCAAUAUCGUCAUGGCAGGGGAAGUCGGAUUCGACCCCAAAGCACCUCCUGCCGCCCAAAUUUUUGGUAAUGCAGGCAUCGCAUACUGCGAAAAAUACGGUGCCACGCCCCAGCACCUAGCCAAAAUUGCGGAAAAGAACCAUCGACACAGCGCAAAAAACCCUUACUCUCAAUUCCGCGAUAUUUAUACGUUGGAGCAGAUUGAAAAGUCGCCUCAGGUAUUUGGCCCUCUGACGAAACUUCAAUGUUGUCCCACUUCGGACGGCGCUGGGUGCGCCAUCGUGGCCAGCGAAGCGUUUGUGAAGAAGCAUAACUUGAUGGACCAAGCAGUCGAAAUCGUAGCCCAAGUUAUGGCCACUGAUUCACCUAAAAUGCUGUCGACGGAUGCCAUUGAAUGGGCCGGCGCGGACAUGACACGUCGAGCUGCAAAGGAUGCAUACAGAAUUGCCGGUAUUUCGCCCAAGGAUGUUCAAGUCAUCGAGUUGCACGAUUGUUUCUCGGCCAAUGAACUACUUACGUACGACACUUUGGGCUUGACGGCGCCCGGUCAAGCUCACAAACUCAUCGACUCCAAUGAUAACACAUACGGUGGCAAAUUCGUGGUCAAUCCUUCAGGAGGAUUGAUUUCCAAGGGCCAUCCCCUGGGCGCGACCGGUUUAGCACAGUGCAGCGAACUGGUAUGGCAGUUGCGCCACUGGGCUGGUGAUCGGCAAGUACCUAAUGCCACGUAUGCAUUGCAACACAAUGUGGGCCUUGGCGGCGCUGUAGUCGUCACCAUAUACAAAAAGGCAACAGGCACCAUGGCUCAACCCACCGUAGGAUAUAAUCCCGCAGUGGAAGCUCGUCCUAUCACUCAGGAAGAAUACGAGAAGGCAGCAUCCAAAGCCAAAAACAGAGCUGCAUUCCUCGAAGCUAAACUUUAACCAGUCUCACCCAAUCACACACAAAUAUAUUCAUUUAUUUAUUCCUCUUGCUCCCAAAACCAUCAAACUCCAGCAGACGUGACGAGUAAAGUGUUUAUUCUAUGAUAAUAAUGUACAAGCAAAUAGGAAAUAGGAAUAGAUUCAGUAACCUUUCAAGACCUUAUAUGCUAUUACAUUGCUGCAUUGCAAAAUUCAG